Molecule: messenger RNA, 1268 nt
Organism: Hemiscyllium ocellatum (epaulette shark)
Lineage: Eukaryota; Metazoa; Chordata; Chondrichthyes; Orectolobiformes; Hemiscylliidae
Product: zinc finger protein 239-like
Exons: 2
Coding region: 62-787 (241 amino acids)
Biological process (GO): regulation of transcription by RNA polymerase II
Molecular function (GO): DNA-binding transcription factor activity, RNA polymerase II-specific; RNA polymerase II cis-regulatory region sequence-specific DNA binding
Source: RefSeq, a predicted model, not a curated record
UAAAACAGAGAUAAUCAGGAUAUUGGAAGGACAGGGUUUGCAUUCAGGCAAUUCAAACCACAUGUGCCAUCAGGAUCUUACAGAAUCACCUGAAUAUCAUUGGAUUUUGAAAAUGGAAGGAAAUAGCACAAUUUUCAGUGGAAAAAGCUUUGCUGAUUCAUCUUACCUGCUGGCACACCAGCAAGUUCACACGAGAGAGAAACCGUUCAACUGCUCUCUAUGUGGGAAGAGAUUCAGUCAGUCAUCUGACCUGCUGAAACACCAGCGUGUUCACACUGGGGAGAAACCAUUCAACUGCUCUGUGUGCACGAAAGAAUUUGCUUGGUCAUCCAGCCUGCUAAGACAUCAACGCAGUCACACUAGGGCGAACCUAUUCAUCUGCUCUGAGCAUGGCAAAACAUUCACUCAUUCAUCCAGCCUUGUGGAACACCAGCGAGUUCAUGCUGGGACGAAACCAUUCACCUGCUCAGAGUGUGGGAAAGGAUUCACUAAGUCAUCCAACCUGCUGAGACACAGGCAAGUUCAUACAGGGGAGAGACCUUUCAGUUGCUCUGUGUGUGGGAAGGGAUUCACUCAGUCCUCCCACCUGCAGGUACACCAUCGGGUUCACACUGGGGAGAGACCGUUCACCUGCUCUGUGUGUGGGAAAGGAUUUACUCAGUCAACACAUCUGCUGCAACACCAGCGAGUUCACACUGGCGAGAGACCAUUCACUUGCUCUGUGUGUGGGAAGCAAUUCAUUCGGUCAACCAAACUAUUAACACACCAACGUGUUCACACUGGGUAAAAACUAUUCACUUACUCUGUGUGUGGGAAAAGAUUCACUCAGUCAUCCAUCCUGUUAACACACCAACAAAUUCACAAAGAACCAUAGUUUUUAAAGAUUUUGGAAUGUCUUACACCUAAGGAAUGGACUGAGGUCAUUGGGAUGUUUGUACUGAUGUUAUUAGACAUGCUCUAUUAAAGGUGCUAGUAUUGUGGAUUAAAUAUUAGUACAGUUUUUUUCAUCUGUUGGAAAUGAUCCCAACUUGCAUUAUGUCAUUUUCACACUGCUCAUCUGUCCAAUCUCUUAACCAAUGUGUAGAUGGGGCAUUUCUGAUUCAUUAGGACUGGUUAAACAUCAACGAGUUCCUGAGUAACUGUAAAGAUUUGGUUUUGAUGUUAUUAGCAUCUAUCUCCAAUCCAUGUUUGUUGGGGUAAGGUUCUGAUGAUAAUUGUAAACACCCCAAGUCCAGUACGCUUAUUUGGGAUUAAAAAAAAUAAUUUGG